This is a messenger RNA of Opisthocomus hoazin, 294 nucleotides long. The record is from RefSeq and is a predicted model, not a curated record. NCBI's taxonomy places the organism in Eukaryota, Metazoa, Chordata, Aves, Opisthocomiformes, Opisthocomidae.
AUGGAAACCGUGCACGAGCUGAUCCCCUUCGCCCGGGAGAUGCUCAGCCAGAAGCCCAGCAGGAAGAUGGUCAAGCUGUACGUGCUGGGCAGCCUGCUGGCGUUCUUCGGCGUGGUCAUCGGUCUGGUGGAGACGGUGUGCAGUCCCUUCACCUCUGAAGGAAGGCUAGAGGAGGAGGAGGAGAAGAAACCUGCCUCAACGCAAGAGCAGAUGCUUGCCCAGAAGCAGGAGGAUUUGGUCCUGGAGAAGGGCAAGGAGCAGGGCAGCCUGGUGACCCGGCAGCACGCGUCCUAA